Aspergillus mulundensis is the source of this 1413-nucleotide messenger RNA. It is a transcript of the gene pigc, whose product is annotated as phosphatidylinositol N-acetylglucosaminyltransferase. NCBI's taxonomy places the organism in Eukaryota, Fungi, Ascomycota, Eurotiomycetes, Eurotiales, Aspergillaceae. The record is from RefSeq and is a predicted model, not a curated record. The transcript has 3 exons. Gene Ontology annotation, cellular component: glycosylphosphatidylinositol-N-acetylglucosaminyltransferase (GPI-GnT) complex; membrane. Gene Ontology annotation, biological process: GPI anchor biosynthetic process. The coding region runs from base 1 to 1413 and encodes 470 amino acids.
AUGCCUUCUUUGCCUGACUCGCCUCCGCCGCCCGUCCCUCCUCCAGUCCCUCCUCCAGUUCCUGUCGAAACUCAUCCGAACCGCACAGGCGGGCUAAAACCUCCGUCGGGGGAACAGCGCGCUCUCCCCGAUCCCACUCGCCUCGCCCCCGAAGACGCAUAUUAUUCACCCUCUCUUCUCCGGAGUCGACCAGGUAGCUCUAACUAUGAGGAUCCAAUCCGUCCCCUAAACGGUACUGCUGCUACCGCCGCGUCCGUUGCGGCCUUGCGACCCCCGCCCGCUGUACCAGGGGCUGUCCCUAGAAAGGAUAAUCGGAAACUGCGAUCAGGCGCGCGGAAGAAGCGAAAAGGUGCUUGGAAAAAACUACUCUGGGUCAAGCAGUCAUACCCGGAUAAUUACACCGACACCGAAACGUUCCUCGACCAUCUACAACGAAAUCCGCGUGUGCGUCCGUAUGACUUUUGGCCCUUAGUGGCUGACUCGACCGUUAUCGUACAACAUGUCUGCUCGGUGGCUAUCUUCGUCUGCUGUUUCGUCGGCAUUGUUCAGGGUCGGGUGAGCCCUGUCUCUGUCGUUUGCUGGGGAAGUGUUGGAACAGCUGUCGGGUGGAUACUCUGGGACUGGUGGGCGUUCACGGAACAUGCAGAGAACCGGAGGGCUCUUGAGCACGCUGUGGAUGGUGAUGAUGGGUCGAGUUCGAGCUCCACGACAAGCUCUGUUAAUCCUAUCAACCAAAGGGGCGGCGGACAGAAGGAAAACCAAGUUCACGGACUUGGAUUGAGCUUGGCGCAAAAUGAGCCGGGGCCUCUAAGGCGCCAGAGCACGGGGCUCAGCGCUGACUCUUUCACCGUGCAGGACCCAGGUUCUCCUUCCCCAGGCUCACCUCCUGCUAGCUAUACGAACGGGCCCAGCGCGCAAUCUCAGCCUCAAAGCUGGCAGCCCCAGUCAUUCCUUUCGAGGAAUCGGCAGCGAUUGUCCACGGUCAAGUCGGCUUUCCUCAUAUACUUUUCGCUUCUCGGACUGAGUCCUAUUCUAAAAUCUCUUACCAAAUCGACCGCUAGUGACUCCAUCUGGGCGAUGAGCUGCUGGUUGUUAAUCAUGAACAUAUUCUCCUUUGAUUAUGGAAGCGGCGAGGGCGCUGGCGCCACCAAGUUUCCUGCAUCUCUAUCCACAAAUGCAGCCGUCAUGGCAUCGACGCUUGAUGCUAUUCUCUAUCGAGGUGUUUGGCCUGUUUCCAAUAUUCCGGCGGCAGCUGCGUCAUAUCUCGUGGACCGGCCAUAUAUUCUUAACUUUGGCACUGGUUAUGCUCGCCGGUGGAGCGGUGGGUAUUACAUUACGGGGUGGGUGGAUGGGCGCGAUAGUCGGGUCAUUCUUGGGAAGCGUCCUAACAGCGUUGACGAUGGGCGGCUGUAG